Molecule: messenger RNA, 1320 nt
Organism: Ogataea angusta
Lineage: Eukaryota; Fungi; Ascomycota; Pichiomycetes; Pichiales; Pichiaceae
Exons: 1
Coding region: 1-1320 (439 amino acids)
Source: RefSeq, a predicted model, not a curated record
AUGUCUUUUGAGCAGAGAUUCACAUCCCAGUCUGAUCAGAGUUAUCAAAUAGCUACCCCCGGUCAAAGUUCAUCACCAGCACCUCGUCCUAUGACGGCGUCAAGCGGCUCUACCGCAAACGGCUAUCACUAUAAUGUUCCGAGUAGACGCUCAUCUCUCUCUACCGCACCUUAUACCAUUCCAGUAAAGAGUUCCACAAACAUGCCACCAGGCUCACAAAGGCUGUCAUCGUCAUUCAGUGGCACCACUGGUCCGUACUCUAUAAGCCCAGGAAAUUUGGGGUCAUCACCACACACAGGUGGCCCAAUUCAUAGUCAUCUUCAUCAACAACAACCUCAGCAAUCUCAUCUAGGUACUUCCGUUCCCAUGUUAAGUAGAGAAUUUGUUGUGCGUCGUAUAUCAGAGGGUGAAACGGGACGUCUGAAAGAGGAAUUAAAAUGUGAAGCUUGUGGUAAAGGAUAUAAACACAUAUCGUCCCUGGCAAAACAUCUUUGGGAACAUACACCGGAGUGGAAUAUGACCAAAAAACUGCUUAUUAGUAAGCACCAACAGGUUCAGUUGCUAGAAGCCGCCAGUAUUCUUUGCAGCAUGACCGAAAACGGUUCGGAAAGUGGGGGGUUUAGAUCUCGUUCGCAAUCUUUGAGCACUCCUUCCCCUGUCUACGCCCAAGUUUCCUCAUAUUCUCAAUCGAAUCAACGACCCCAACAAUCUCAAUAUGCGCCACACACAAAGCUACCUGCUAAUUCGCCUCACCUGCAAUCUCUGUCAUCUGUGAACAAUGUUAGCAAUUUCCGUGAGCACCACGCAGAAGAGACCAAUGGUCCUCGUCAGAUAGAAAAUGAUGCGCCAAUCUCCCCAUCACCAGAUGUUCAAAUCGAAAAUAAUAGCUCAAAAUCUCCCUUAUCAAUAGAGGAGCAUGGAGAAGGAACACCUACCAGUUUGACUCUGAACACAACGAAUUCGAAUCUAUACUUGCACUCCAAUUUAAGCCAGUCCCUUAGUGGGACAACAUCAAAAACACCACCAGUUUACACUACGACGCUGCGGAAAAACUCAGUGUCACAAUAUCCUCCUUCAUCGUUAUCGAUCUCUGUCUCAAGCACCCCACGGAAAACUAUGUUGUGCGAAAAACCUACAAGGUCUGAUGAUGUGGUCGCGCAAUAUGGAAAGGAUGGUUUAAUGGCGCCAAAAACGGAAGAAUCCACAUCUUUUAGUGGCGAAAGUGAAAAUGAAGACGAAGAUAAUCACUAUGGCACGGAAUUUGUGCCAAGAGACAACCGAGAGGAGGAUGAAAAGAUUUUUGGAGAUUUAGAGGAUUAA